Molecule: messenger RNA, 1665 nt
Organism: Eleginops maclovinus (Patagonian blennie)
Lineage: Eukaryota; Metazoa; Chordata; Actinopteri; Perciformes; Eleginopidae
Product: protein AMBP-like
Exons: 10
Coding region: 107-1174 (355 amino acids)
Molecular function (GO): serine-type endopeptidase inhibitor activity
Source: RefSeq, a predicted model, not a curated record
UUUACUGUGGGUGGGAGCACACAACACACAGGUCAAUGACCCCACUCAUAGAUUUGGUGACUUGGAUCAGUCCUUUCAGACAAGAGUGGCUGGAAGCACUGAUAGGAUGCAUAAGGCUGUGAUUCCAGUUUCCCUGCUGCUCCUGGCCUGGACAUGGACCCUUCAGGGGGUCCCUGUACUCCCAGAUCCUCUUUACCCUACGCAGGAAAACUUUGAUCUGGCCCGGUUUUUGGGAACAUGGCACGAUGUUGCCAGUGCAAGUUCAUGCCCCCACAUGCAACGUCGGGGGGGAGAUUCAGCCAUCGGUAAACUGGUCCUGCAGAGAGGCACCACUCAAGACAAACUCAUGGUGACUCGGAAGGUACUCAGACAGGGAACAUGUAAGGAGAUGGCUGUUGAUUAUGUGUUGACCACCACACCAGGACGAUUCUCCUUCCAUGUUGCAAAGUGGGGGGCAGACGUGGAUGCAUAUGUGGUUCACACAAACUACAAUGAGUAUGCAAUAAUGAUAAUGAGCAAACAGAAGUCAGCAGGGGUUAAGAGCACCUCCGUUAAGCUUUACAGUCGAUCUAUGGUGGUAAGAGACACGGUGCUGGAUGACUUUAAAACACUGGUCAGACAACAGGGAAUGAGUGAUGACACUAUUACAAUAAAGCAGAACAAAGGUGACUGUGUUCCUGGAGAGGUGGUGGCAGCGGCGACAGCUCAGCUUGAGACUCAGAGGAGGAGGAGAGACGUGGUGCCUUCUCUGGUUCAAGCAGAGGAAGAGGGUUCUGGUGAUGUUACACCUCUUUUCAGUGGAAGCGAGUCCUGUAAAGCAGCACCCGAUACAGGACCUUGUUUCGGGUUGCACCAGCGUUACUACUACAACUCCUCCUCAAUGAGCUGUGAACUCUUCAAGUACGGAGGGUGUAUGGGCAACCAGAACAACUUUGAAAACGAGAGAGAGUGUCUGCAGAGAUGUCGCACUGAAGCUGUGUGUCGUCUGCCGAUGGCGGUCCAGCCCUGCACAUCCCAACCGCCCGUCUGGGUCUUCGACUCCACUGUGGGUCUGUGCGUGCUGUACAAAAACGGCAACUGCCAGGGCAACGGCAACAAGUUCUACAGCAAGGCCGAGUGUGGCGAGUACUGCGGGGUGGUCAAUGACGAGGGAGAGCUCCUAAAGGCAAACUGAGCUAACUGCUCAUCAUAAAGAGAUGCAACAUGAAACUGCAUCCCAAUAAAGAAGGAUCUCUCAUGGUGUAACUGAAGUUAUAGGUGUUGGGAAAGUCAAUUUAGAAAUGUAGUAGAUUACAGAUUAAUAGUUACCCUGUUAGAAACGUACUGUAACAAGUGACACAAAUUAUUAUAUUCAAAAAAAGAAAAGUUUUCUCACAAAUAUAAGAACAGUAUUCAACACUAACACUACACAACACAACACAAUAACUGUCAAUAUCUUUGUUAACAUUUUUUUUACUGAAAAUAUGACAUUUGGUUGUUACCCAUUUGUAACUUCAAUUUGUUACAUAACGAUAAUUGAAUUACAUAUAACUAACUGUGUUGAUCACAAUCACACUUAUUUUGUCAUUUAAUUACGUAACACCAUUCCAACACCGUUAUCAGUUUCUCCUCAACAGUAGAAGUCAUGUUGCAACAGACCACUAAUAAAAACAAUUAAUGACUCUC